Molecule: messenger RNA, 4222 nt
Organism: Hippopotamus amphibius kiboko
Lineage: Eukaryota; Metazoa; Chordata; Mammalia; Artiodactyla; Hippopotamidae
Gene: TMEM121B
Product: transmembrane protein 121B
Exons: 1
Coding region: 14-1543 (509 amino acids)
Source: RefSeq, a predicted model, not a curated record
GGAGCUGAGGACAAUGCGCCCCGCGCCCGGCGCCCCCCGCGCGGCCCCGCCCCCCGCUCGGCUGCAGCCCCGGUUCCUGCGCGGCCGGAGCUGCUCGGGCAGCAGCGGCGGCGGCGGCGGCAGCGGCAGUGGCACCAGCAGCGGCAGCGGCGCGGGCGCCGAGCGGGAGGACGACGACGAGAGUGCCAGCAUCAGCAGGCCGCUGGUGCCUGCCGGGCCCCCGGGGACCCCCGCCGCCUCCCUCGCCUCCACGCCCACCUCGCCGCGCAGCAUGACCGCCGCGGACCUGGGCGCGGGCGCCGUGGCCGGGGCCGUCGGGGGAGCGGGCGGCCCCGGCCCCGGCCCCUCCUGCCGUUCGUGUUGCGGCUGCUGUGGCCGCCGGGCCCGGCCGGGCCGCGGGGGUGGACGCCGCGGCUGCUGCCCCGGCCCAGGCUGCCGCUGGGGCUACCAGGCGCUGUCCGUGUCGCUGCUGCUGGCGCAGGGCGGCCUGCUGGACGUGUACCUCAUCGCCGUCACCGACCUGUACUGGUGCUCCUGGGUCGCCACCGACCUGGUGGUGGCGGCGGGCUGGGCCAUCUUCUUCGCCAAGAACAGCCGGGGCCGUCGGGGCGGCGCGCACACCCACCACCCGCACCACCCGCACGCCGCCGCCCUGCACCUGCCGGCCGCCCCCGCCGCCGCUGUCGGGGCCGCGGGGGCCAAGGCGCGCGGCGGCCGCGGGGGUGCGGGCGGCCCGGGGCCGGCGGGGGCGGCCGGAGAGUUCGCCUUCGCCUACCUGGCCUGGCUCAUCUACUCCAUCGCCUUCACGCCCAAGGUGGUGCUCAUCCUGGGCACGUCCAUCCUGGACCUCAUCGAGCUGCGCGCGCCCUUCGGCAUCACGGGCUUCCGCCUCACCAUGGCGCUGUCGGCGCCUCUGCUCUACUGCCUGGUGCGGGCCAUCGGCGAGGCGGGCGCCACCCCCGGCUCCGCGGGGCCCCUGCUCCUGCAGCCCCAGCGGCACCGCGCCGCCGGCUGCUUCCUGGGCACGUGUCUGGACCUGCUGGACAGCUUCGCCCUGGUGGAGCUGAUGCUGGACGGCCGCGCCCCGCUGCCCGCGCACCUGCGCUACCUGCUCCUCGCCGUCUACUUCCUCGCGCUCGCCUCGCCGGUGCUCUGGCUCUAUGAGCUCCACGCCGCCGCCUCGCCCCGGGGCCGGGCCUCGCGGCCGGGAGGCUGCAGCCGCCUGCUGCGCCUGCUGGGCGGCUGCCUGGUGGACGUGCCCUUGCUGGCGCUGCGCUGCCUGCUGGCCGUGAGCUACCAGCAGCCGCUCUCCGUCUUCAUGCUCAAGAACCUCUUCUUCCUCGGCUGCCGCGCCCUGGAGGCCCUGGAGGGCUGCUGCGACCGCGGCCCCCCGGUGUCCCCGAGUCGGGCCAGGGCGGGCUACGGCGCUCCGCCCUCUGCCCCGCCGGCGCCGGGAGCCCCCCAGCUGGGCCACUGCGUCUCGGAGGACGAGGGGGGCGCCCACGGCUACGUCAACACCCUGGCUGUGGCUUCCCAGAAUUGAGGGGUCUGGGGGCUUGCUUUGGUUUGGGAGACCCUGUCCUGCGACCUUCCCUCACCCAGACUGGAUCGGCUUCUGUUUGGGGGAGGUAACUGCUAACAGGGCUGAGGGCCAGUGCGCGCAUGGGGACCCCUUGAGGCCAGACUGCUUGGAAGGAGCCUGUGGCCGGCUCUCUUCCACUCUCCACACCCUUCUCCACUGCUGACCUCCAGGGGCCCGGCGCCUCUGCUUUCCCCACCUCACCCUAAUUCCUCUCCAUUGUGGGGGAGAAUGGAGGAAAGGAGGGCCCAGGCAGGGGUGCUGGGUCUUGGGCCACCCCCGUUACUUGGAUGUACCAGCUUCUUUUAGGCUGUGGUUAGUGGCGGGCGUCCCACACCUUGAAAUUGACCCAAACCCCCUGUUCCCCUGAUGUGUCCGUUGCAUUUCUUCUGGAUGGUAAAUGGAAAAUCUGUGUGUGUGCGUGUGUGCGUGCGCGUGCAUGCUGUUUCCUUGUGUCCACCCUGUGCCCCUCACAAUCAGUAGGAGGUCUGGGGAGGCCCUGUCCUCCCCACCAGACACUCCUCAUUCCUACCUGAAUCUGUGGCCAUGAAUUCCCAGACAGAGCUGGGCUCCUGGGGGCUGCCCAGUGGCCCUCCUCCGAGGGAGAAGCUCACCCAGGAUCUUCCUCAGUCCCACUCCUCUCCUCUCAGCUGGGGUGGGGGGAGGGGAGAGUCCAUACUCUAAGGACCAAACGACACCCUUUCCUGGGUGAGUGAGCGUUUCUACCUCCGUGCUUUCCACUUGUGUCGCAUCGCUCACUGAUGCCGCUUGCAAAACAUAAGGACAAAUACUCAGAUGUUGCGUUCAGCGUGGCCACUGGCUCCAGCUGGGGUUCGGUGCCCGUGUUAUUACAGGGUCUGUGGAGGGUCAGCCACUGGCCGCCCUCCCUCUCUCCCUCCCUCUGUGCCCACAGCUCCUAUUCUCCCUGAAGCUGGUUGCUGGCUGGGUCAGAUCUUGGCUCAGAACAGCUUUGGUGGGGUUUCUGGGUAGAUAUGAACUGGGCCUCCCAUGGGCCCAUGGGCCCAUAGGAGCAGGAAAUCCACCUCCCCACCUGUCCUUCCUCUAGGAAGCUUGGUGUAGAUCAGAAAGGGUGGUGGUGACUUUUGUCCCCUGCUCUGCUCACAGGAGUCUCUAGGGAAAAGGCAGGCUGCGUGGAGGGGGCUGGGCAAGCCCCACCCCACCCAGCCUCCCUCCCUGGUGACAGGUGACAUCCAGGGGUUGCCCACAUGCAGUCUUGAUGUGGGACCUCUCUUGGCAUCUCCGAGGUGGGAUGAGUAUUUUGAGGGGAGGUCACAGUGCAGGAAGAGUUGAGGGCGAGUCCGGGGGUACCCACUCCCCUCCACCCUGCAGAGGAUGGGUGGGGGGAGGUUGUAAGAAUCUGCUUCACCCCCUCCUUGUGCCUGGGAGCUUUGUGUGUAUUGUAAGAAACCUGGGACAAAGGGCCAGAAGUCAUGGGUUAUAGCUUUGACUCAGUCACCCACUAGCUUCAGUGACACAUCACUUUUGCUUUCUGGGCCCCUGUUUUGUGCUUGGGGCCCCUCUCUCAAUUUCUUGGGGGUUUGUUUACAGAAGACACAGGCACACGAGGGGCUGAUGGCCUGAGCCUCCUGGCCCUCAUGGUGGGGGGCGGGGCAGGGAGGAAAAUGUUUGCACUCAAUGUCUGUGCUCCCAGCCUCUCCCCUACCAGGUCCAGGUUCAGCUGGUUGGAUUUUGCAACUAAUUGUUCUCGUUCUGCCUUCUCUCCUCCCCCAGGAGCCCUCUUCUUGCCCUUUGAAUUCCAUGUGAUCCAAGUUCCUGGCCCCAGACCCUGGGGGUCCAGGAGCUGCUCCCUCUCUCUGCUCCCACCUCCUCUCUCCAGCUUUCUCUGCUACUUAAUCUCAGUGACUGAGAAGGACUUUGUGUCUGAGCCAUGGCUGGCCCUGGGCUGGCCCCCUGCCCCACCCCCUUUCUCCUGUUUGGAUGGCAGUCUCCCUGCUGAGUAACCGGCUGCGACAUCUCAGGCUAUCGGGUGUUCUGGUGGGAGGCUGUCGUGGGUUCCAAUGACCUGCACUUCCCGGCACCCGGCCGGUUCUGGCAGAGGCCAGGCCUGUUCCGGUGCGGCGGCCGACCCCACUCACGCUGGGAUGGAUGUCCUCUUUCCGACACUUGGUGCCAGCACUUGUGCUCAGGGGGUCAGCCCCUUCCUUCUGGUGUGCUUUUCUUGAGUCCUUUUACUUACUUCCCUUGCCCCAUUCACAACAAGAAAGGCCCGAAAGCUUCAUUUUUCUUGUUUUCUAGGGGCACCUGUAGUGCGGGGUCCAACUGGAGAUACUGCAGUGGGUCUAGCAGGUGGGAGGCACGCUGUCUCUGGGCCCGGGCCCACCGUGCAGGUCACGGAGGAGAAGCUGGGGUCAGAUUUCCAGCUGCCCGUCUCUGACGUUGGGUGGGUCAGGUCGUCCUCCCUUGAGCCUCUGACUCCUUAUCUGUUUGGAAAGGGCUUGGACCAGAACCUCUCUAAGGACAGCUCCAAGUCCACGUGUUUUUGUGGAAGAGAGCGAGCUGGCAGUCAGAGCCUGGAGGACGGAAGUGGCACCUCGCUGGCAUUUAUCACGUUCUUUUCUCCUCUUUUUAAAAAUAAAACCAGCUUCUGUUCUGAAAAUAAAA